AUGGUUCAGACGCGCUUCGACAAAGAGAACACGGCUUGUGAUGAUUGCAUCAUCACCGGCACAUGCCUGUUUGUUUGGAUAGUGGACAUUGCGCGGUGUUUCAUCGAUAUUCCGAGGGAGAUUGACCUGCUGGCAGACUGUGUCGUCCUGAGUGUGACAGGAUGCAUGCAUGCGCAGCAGCAGAUUGAGAUCGACGACAUCAAGAAGAACGGCUAUCAAGGAAUGCCUCCACUCAUCAUGAACUCAUUGCCGCCAGCGCAGCAGAUGAUGUUUCAGAAGGUGGGCAUUUCUGGUGCCAGCGGAGGUAUGCACCCGGCGAUGGUUGGGGCGCCCCAGCCACAGUACAUGGACCAGUAUCCGCAGUACCCGCAGUGCCAGCCCCAGCUUUCGCGGUGA
This is a messenger RNA of Symbiodinium necroappetens, 396 nucleotides long. Lineage: Eukaryota; Dinophyceae; Suessiales; Symbiodiniaceae. The record is from the annotation of a GenBank genome assembly.